Messenger RNA from Xiphophorus couchianus (Monterrey platyfish), 7884 nucleotides. RefSeq names its product potassium voltage-gated channel subfamily KQT member 5-like. Gene Ontology annotation, molecular function: voltage-gated potassium channel activity. Gene Ontology annotation, cellular component: voltage-gated potassium channel complex; membrane. The transcript has 15 exons. The record is from RefSeq and is a predicted model, not a curated record. The coding region runs from base 888 to 4022 and encodes 1044 amino acids. Lineage: Eukaryota; Metazoa; Chordata; Actinopteri; Cyprinodontiformes; Poeciliidae. Gene Ontology annotation, biological process: potassium ion transmembrane transport.
GGGUAAGGAGGAGGAAGUUCACAUGCGGAGGAGUAACUGACGCUAAGGUUCCCCGCGACACCCCCUUCCUCCUAAAACUUUCACUUCAAAUGAAAGAAGUGUUUUGCGUUCCUUUUUACCCACACUUUAAUAGUAACUCCACGAUACAAAUAAAUUAACCAGAAAGGGGAUAUCGUCCAUAAUCACAUCAUGUAAAGAUGUGGCGUGGCAAUAAAAUAUUAAAAAUAAUAAUAGCAAUCCAGCACUUUUGUGUUGCACUGUUUAAAGGAUAAAUACAAUCCGAGGUCGAAAAUAAAGUGUGACAUUUGACAUAGUAUGCUGCAAAUUCUAUACACCAAACAUAAGCUCGAAAAAAAAAAGCAUGUUAAUUUACAGGCUAUAAAUUGAGUCCGGAACUUUCGUGGGAAAUAAGCAUAAAUGUGACGGUUACUCAUUUGCAUCAGACCUGCCUCGGCGCGUUAUCUCCUCCUCCUGACAACAAAGAAACUUGGAGUCAGGACGCCUUUAUUCCUAAAUGAAAAGCAGAAACAAAUGUGAUGCAGAGAGAACAGAAGAACUAAUGCGCAUCUGCCGCUGUCUCGCCAACAGACUGCGAAGCAGAGCGCAGUAGAACACGAAUCUCCCCUCGCUGUGGCACGGACACCCUGCAGUCUGUCACCGCCAGACAGGCGCAUGUGGGCACCUUUGAGGCGCGCUGGGUAUUUGUGUACACUAGGAUGUUGAUGUAAGGGGGGAAGAGGGCGGUAAAAGUGUGCCGGGCCGGGCCAGUGUCGGGCGCAGCUGCUCUCGCUCUCAGCUAAGCGCCUCACACGUGCAGAGAGGACUAUAGUGCGUAUCGGACACGAUUGGAGACCCUCCGCGCACUUGUUGCCAGCUUUGGUGAUGCCAUGCCCAGGAACCACAGCGGAGACGAAGGCGGAGGUGGGGGCAGCGGGCUCUGGAUGAGAGCAUCACCCAGGCAUCAUAACGAGGGCUACGGCAUAAAAGAUGUGGAGUCCGGACGAAAGAUGAUGAUGAACAACGCGGGAGAGGGGUUGCUGUCCCCUUCUGCCAGCACCACAGCCAGCGGCGGCACCAACGCCGCUGGUGGUCGCGGCUCGGACAGCCUGGCAGGGAAGCAGGGAGCUCGACUCAGCCUCCUGGGAAAGCCGCUGGUGUACAGCGCCCAGAGCGGCCGAAGAAACGUGCGCUACCGGCGGCUUCAAAACUACCUAUACAACGUCCUGGAGAGACCCAGAACCUGGGCGUUCAUCUACCACGCUUUCGUGUUCAUCUUGGUAUUCACCUGCCUGGUCCUUUCUGUGUUCUCAACCAUCCCGGCUCAUCAGGACAUCUCCUCCAACUGCCUACUCAUUCUGGAGUUUGUGAUGAUCGUUGUGUUUGGUUUGGAGUAUAUCAUACGCAUCUGGUCGGCAGGAUGCUGCUGCCGCUACAGAGGAUGGCAGGGCCGUCUGCGCUUUGCCAGGAAGCCCUUCUGUGUCAUAGACAUCAUAGUGCUGAUCGCGUCAGUGGCAGUGGUGUCGUCGGCAGGCAGCCAAACCAACAUGUUUGCCACCUCAGUCCUGCGGAGUUUGCGCUUCCUGCAGAUUCUUCGGAUGGUUCGGAUGGACCGAAGAGGUGGGACCUGGAAGCUGCUGGGAUCUGUGGUGUACGCUCAUAGUAAGGAGCUAGUAACUGCCUGGUACAUCGGCUUCCUGGUUUUGAUCUUCUCUUCGUUCCUCGUCUACCUUGUGGAGAACAAGUUCAACAAAGAGUUUGCCACCUAUGCUGAUGCGUUGUGGUGGGGCACGAUCACCCUAACAACCAUCGGCUAUGGAGACAAGACACCAAAGACAUGGACAGGACGGAUGCUGUCCGCAGGGUUCGCACUCCUGGGUAUUUCCUUCUUUGCCUUGCCUGCUGGUAUUCUGGGCUCAGGCUUUGCCCUGAAGGUUCAGGAGCAGCACAGACAAAAGCACUUUGAGAAGAGGAGGAACCCUGCAGCCUACCUCAUCCAGUGUGUUUGGCGUAGUUAUGCAGCUGAUGAGAACUCGGUUUCCGUUGCUACCUGGAAGCCUCACUUGAAGGCGUUGCAUACCUGCAGCCCUACAAAGAAGGAUCAGGGCGAGUCAACCACCAGUAAAAUUCAUAGUAAUAAGCAGAAGCUACUGAGGAGUUAUACCACUCGGAAACAUAGCCAAAAGUUAAGCUUCAAAGAGCGUGUGAGGAUGGCAAGCCCCCGCGGUCAGAGCAUCAAGAACCGCCAGACAUCCUCUGUAAAUGACCGGCGUUCUCCAGUGGCUGACAGUGGCACAGAGGGCACCAGUCCUGCCAAGGUUCAAAAGAGCUGGAGCUUCAACGACCGCACGCGCUUCCGACCUUCGCUCCGGCUCAAGAGCCAGUCUCGCUCCACCACUGAUGCAGCAGACUCCGCUGUUACAGGGGACGAUGCCUUUGAUGAUAAGGGCUGCCACUGUGAGAUCUCUGUGGAAGACUUGCUGCCCUCCGUCAAGACCGUCAUCCGAGCUGUCAGGAUCAUGAAGUUUCAUGUAGCGAAGAAGAAGUUUAAGGAGACUCUGCGACCAUAUGAUGUCAAAGAUGUGAUUGAACAGUACUCUGCCGGUCACUUGGACAUGCUGUGCCGCAUUAAGAGUCUGCAGACCAGGGUGGACCAAAUCCUCGGGAAGGGUCAGGUCCCUCUGGAUAAGAAGAUACGAGAGAAGUUGCUGUCUGAUGGAGAUAUGUUGGAGGACAUGAGCAUGCUGGGUCGUGUCUGUAAGGUGGAGAGACAGGUUCAGUCAAUUGAGUCAAAGUUGGACUCUCUGUUGGACAUUUAUCGUCAGGUUUUGCGUAAAGGCUCCUCUUCGGCUCUCACUCUCUCUUCGCUACCCCUGUUUGAGCUGGAGCAGACCUCUGACUACAACUCUUCAGUCUUUAGUAAGGACCUCUCCAGCUCCACUCAGGUCAGCUGCGGUGGAGCGCUUCCCCCGAGCGGCUACGCCACACGCUCAUCAACCAACUCCCAGCUCUCCCAGGGAGGGCUUCACCUCAUUCUAGCACCUCAGAACGAACUCAACCUUAAUCUCCAUGCCUCAUCGUCCACACCUCCCUCGGGUCUCGCAUCUUCCCCUUUUAGCCCCUCGCCACUGCCUCAUUAUCAUCCUCAUCUACAACAUCAUAAGCAGGGUCAGGCCACAUCACCUGAAAGUGGCACUGACGAGGCUGUGGGGAGCUCCCCUACUGUCCUCACCCCGAACAGUACUAGCAGUUCUGGGGGCCGAGGAGUAGGAGAUGAAGGCUUUCCUCUUUUGGCAAGGCUUCCGCCGCCCCCUUCCAGACAAACUGUUAGCCCAGGCAAACUGAUCCAACCAACCUCUAGAGAGACUUCUCCUGAAAUUAAGAGCUUCUGCAGAGGUCUACAUAGCCACACAGAAGACAGUAAUGUUGGGAAGGUCCUUGGACUUGAGCUUGGAUUGAGCACAUUAGGGCAGCAGUUACAAGGGAACACUAAUGGUACUGGCAGGCUUAACGCAAAAGAAGAAGGCUCCUGGAGGAGGCAUAUGAGUCUCGAGCUGGAGCCACUUAUGCCACCAGCACCAGGUUGUUGCUCGAGGCCCAUCCAUAUGGACCAGGGAAUGGGCAAAUCCAUGUCAGUGCAGGACCUGGUUCAGGUAGGUGCUGUUCAUGACGCACACCAAAGCCACAGUCUUUCAUCUCCAAGCCCAAGUACAAGCAGUGACUCUCCAACAGGCUUCAACAGUUGUUGCCAAGACCUUGCCGUAGAGAGUGGUGGUACAAGAAGAGGAUGUUGGGGUGAGGAGGACCUCUUUAUCAGUGACAGGGACAUGGAGGGGCAAGGGUUUGACUUUUUGUCACAGGGGACAUCUGAGGCUCACUCAUUUUCUUCUGAGCACCUGAGGACAGCAGAUAGAGCGGGGGUAGGGACCCAGGACUCUAAUCGGAGCCUGGCUGGUGGUCCAUCAUCGUCAGCCUCCACUGGCAACGUCGAACUGCUGAACAUGCCACAUGUACGGCUAAAAUAGACCCACUAAACAUUUGGAACAAACACAAAUCUCACCUCAGACAGUUUUUAUCUUUUUUUGGAGGCGAGAUUGAUGGGUGGGUGGGAAUUUUACAUGGGGUCUUGUCUUCUUUUGUUUAUUUUUAUCUUGGUUCUCUUGAUAAGAUUCCGUUUUUUUCGUACAGGCUAAUCAUGUUGGCAUGAGUUACUCUGUGUUUAAUGUGUGUUUGAUGGAUCUGAGAUAAAAGAUGAAUGCCAAAAAACGGAGAAAACGAUUUUUGAAUUAAAUUAAGUAAUGGAUGGGUCGAUGUGCUAUGUAGCAUGAACUGCAUGUUUUCAGUAAAGCACAGAUAAGAAACUACACCUACAAGCAUGGCCACCCACCACCUUAAUAGUUUAUUGGGAAUUAAAAAGCUUGUUGUCGUCUAUGACAGCUGAGAAACGUGGGCAUUUUGUUUUUAUAAAUUCAUAUCCACUUUAGGAAGCCAGAUCUCUGCAAGUAAUUGAUGUAACCUAUGUUCAUUUGGAAUACAGAAAAUACAUAUUUCACAAAAUCCACACAUUUUAGGCCUCUUUUUGCAUAAUGUUCAUUGAACAAUCCAGUUAAUAAGUGUGCACAAAUAUGAUAAAAUGCUAGCUUUUUGUGAUGAUAAAGAUCAUAAAAAAGACCAUAAAAAAUCCUUUCUGAAAAUUUCAACAGUGCAGCUGAAAAAAAUCAACAUUUCUGCUUUUGAGUGAAAGACAUUUCCUGGUGCAAAUUUGUACACACCCUCUAAACUUUAACAAUGUAAAAAGUCCCUUCGAUUCAGUUUCACUUUGGAAAAACAGGCUAUGGUCAAAAAACUAAAAAUGAUUGUCCAAAAUCUUCACGUGUCUGCAGGAAAACCUAAGAUAUAGAGGGAUGUCAUUUUUCAGCAUCACAAUCAAACUACUUUACAUCCAAAUCAACAAAUGAAUGGCUAUUCUUGAAAGAAACCUUUUGGAAUAGCAUAGCAGAAGUCCUGAACUCAAACAGAAUAUUUGUAGGAUCAUCUGAAGAGGGUUGUAGACAAGAAAUGUUCUCACAGCCUGACAUUUCACAUUUGAAGACUUUUUCAACUAAGAGCAGGCCUGCGUUAUUGUUUUCUCAAGUAUGGCAUGGAUCAAAAUCAACUAAGUAUUUUUUAUAUUUCUCCUCUGACAUAUUUAUUUUUCAGUGGAAUUAGUUGGGAUAUAAGUGAAAAUACAUUUUGACUCAUUUUUGAAAAGAUUCUUCAUGGUCUAAUGUUUUUACAUCACAAAGUACCCUGCAAAAUAAUGAGUGGGACUAUACCUUUGUAUGUGUUCACUGCAAUUUGUAAUGAGCAACUACUUCAGUAUCUCCAGAGCAAAACUGAAUAGUAGUAAGCAGACCUUCUUACAUCAAAAUGUAAGACCUGAUUUUUUAUUAGGCAUUGAUUAGCUGUUUUUUCUAAAAACCCGUCAUGAAUUAAUUCUCUGUCAGAUUAUUUCAUGCAAAACAUAGGAUCAGAACUACACAGCCAAUCUCCGUAACAGAAGAACACACAAUCUAACUUCAUGCUAUACUGCCACAAUAAUUGUUAACGUCUGUCAAUGUCUAAGCUCCAUCCUUCAAACAUGCUUUUUCAAAUGAGUGGGGGCAUCUAGGACACUUGAAGUAAUUAUGCCUUGUCCAUUUUACUUCAUCUCUGUGCAGCUCCUCAUGAUGUCAUUAUUUCCUAAAGCUGCUGUGAAAAUAUUCUGAAAGUAUGAUUUUAGGCAUCAAAUGCAUCCGUAUUUAAUUAAAAAAACAUCUUUCAGAUAACAGUUUCACUUUUUUUGUUUUGUUUUGUAGAACUGCAACCUUUGUUAAAACUACACCUAUGUGGACAGGGAAAAGGAGCAGCUGCUUUUAUGACCAGAUAAAUGUUACACAGUAAGGAUGGUUGAGCAAUGGAGUGAAACAUUUGUUGAAUGUCAUUUUCUGGCUCACAACUUCUGUUAGAAAAUAUAUGACCUUUUUAUUUCAGACACAAAUACCCUUUUUUGCCAUCUGCUUUAAACUAACUCUUGAUGGAGAUUAUUUUUGGCUUCUUGAACUGGACUUGAGAUCCGAAUGUGUAUCUUAUUGAUAUUAACUUGAGGUUUCUUGAACUGCUGAGCAGUGAAAAUACAACUUACCACUAUUUUUCCCUUUCUGUUGUAUGGAGUAGAACAAGAUGCAGUGACAAAGCCUUACUAUUUUUAAAUGUUUUUACUAAAGCAUCCAAAGCCUGAUUAGUUCAUGAUCACCUUGGUAUAUUUUGUAGAUUCAAACCAGGAAUAAAAAAUACAAUCCUGUAUCAUUUUUAAGUAAGUAAAAUUUUAAAAUGUGUGUGUGUGUGUGUGUAUGAGAGUAGAAAGGACCAUACCUUUUUAGUCUGUCAGUUUAACAGAGCGUUGCUUAUAUCUGAUUAUACUUAUCCUCUUAGCUGUAAUAUGGAUUUAAGCAAAAACUUGAAAGGCAAAAAUGUGUCAUUACAUGUGCUACCAUUGAACAAAAAUGAUCAACUCUUUGUAAAAAAAAAAAUUAGAAAUGCAGCUGCACGAUCUUAUAGAAAAACCAAAGCAGUAAUAAUUACUUAAAUGUUGUUUCUAAUUUAAAACACACAUUAUAUUUUUCUACUUUUUAAGCAUAGUAAAGAAAAGCUCACCAAUAUGACAGAAGAAAAAUAAAUGUGGAAUGUUUCUCACAUUUGCAAUUUGGCAAGAAUCAAAUGUUAAUUUGAUAAACUAUAUUGUUAGAAAUAAACUAAAAUAUUUAUUGUUUCAGUUUAAGUUCUAAUUUGGUCUUUCUAAGUUUGAUAGAUUCCUGUUUUGUUUUGUUUUUUUGCUGUGGAAUAUAAUGCAUAAAAAUAUGCUGCAAGUUACUAGAUUAAGGGAGCAGUUCAGUAAACAAUGUCAGCUAAAGAAAAACAUCCAGUUUUGAUAUCUGUGUGACUGAUUGGCUUGUCCCUGAUUCAGAUUUAUCCUUUAAAGUUUUGGAAACAGGGAACAGGCAUCAAGAAACUGCAGCUUUCCACAAACCUACUAUAGUUAUUGGGCUCUCUUGUUUUUUCCAUUUUGCUUUCAACAGUUCCUAGUUUUACUAAGUAACUAUGAUUUUAGAAAAUACAAAAAAUAAAAAAAGACCUGCAAGAAUGGCUGUAGAAUGUCAGCUUAACUGUAAAAAUAUGUAACUAUUCCAAAAAAUGUUACACUACUUAAUUAUGAUGCAGCUUUAAAAGUAUGUUUUCAAAGUGAAGUGUAACAUACAGUAUGUAUGAAAUUGAAAUGUGAGGUAUGCUUCUUUGCACAGCACAUUCUACCUUUAGUUAACAGCAUAAUCAUUUUUUUUACUGUUUGUGCAUAAGUUUGCUCUCAUUAAAAAACAAUUAUUUUCCCAUUGACUUUUAAAUGUAUUUUGCAUGAGGCUUUCAUGUUCAAAUGGAUCUUUAACUGAAAAGAUGACAAGUUUCUUAGAAUCUUAAGUAUUUUGGUUUUAAAACAACUGGAUCAAGAGCAUCCAAACUUUUUUUUUAGGUCUACAAAAUAUUCAUAAAAUCCUGUAUUCCGGUGCCUUGCUUUUGUGAUACAUUCGUGUUUUAGUUUUCCGGAAGGUGCAUCUGAUUUGUGACAAAAAGUCGCUGCACAUUUCAGGUCAUCUAUUUGUGGCAUAGUUCUUUUUUAAAAAAAAUAAUUUUGCAAGUGGGCAUAAAAUGGGCAAUUGCCAUGUUAAGGUUUUGUCUUAUUUUUUAUUUAUUUAAAUUAUGUCCACAUAUUUACACAUUAGAAAUAACUUUGGUUAGUUUAAGGAAGCCUGUAAUGUAAUAACAAUGCAACUGAACUCUUAUUCUCAAUCAAGAAUAAAAGAAAUUCUUCAAGAA